Messenger RNA from Osmia bicornis bicornis, 3964 nucleotides. RefSeq names its product calcium channel flower (gene fwe). Gene Ontology annotation, biological process: vesicle-mediated transport. Lineage: Eukaryota; Metazoa; Arthropoda; Insecta; Hymenoptera; Megachilidae. The transcript is spliced from 5 exons. The coding region runs from base 122 to 688 and encodes 188 amino acids. The record is from RefSeq and is a predicted model, not a curated record. Gene Ontology annotation, cellular component: membrane.
UCUGUCUGUAUAAUUAAGAAGCUUUUGCACGGGUCGAUUUUUUAUGCAUACAACAGAUCCUUAUAGUGCUGUCAGUCGUGUUUAGUCCUGACAGCUGGUGAAUCAGUGUAAAUUAAUAAAAAUGUCGUUUGCUGAAAAACUAACGUCAAUUAUGCAAAAACCAGGACAAGAUCCUGUUGCCAAGGAUGAUGUACCUGUUUGGUUGAAGUAUGCUGGUCGAGGACUCGGUACUGUAGGCAGUUUAAUUGCAAUUUUUCUUGGAGCAUGGAACUGUAUAUCGAUACUAUUGGGUUCUAUAGAUUGUUUAAUUAGUGGUAUGUGGCAAAUGGUGGCUGGUUUUAUAGUGGUAAUGAUAGAAGCCCCAUGUUGUUGUUUAUUUAUUGAUUUUGUACAAAACUUAAGUGAUUGGGUAGAAAAGAGACCAUAUUGGAAUAGAGCAGGGGCAUACUGUUUAAUGGCAAUUCCACCAGUCUUCCUGUGUAUAGGGAUGAGUAGUAUUUUUGGCAGUGGUCUAAUAUUUGCAACAGGUGUAAUAUAUGGACUAAUGUCUCUAGGACGAAAGGCACCUCUUCCUGAAAUGAGAUCAGCAGCGACAAACAUCGAGGUUCCUUCAUCCAGUAUGCAAGCCACACUUGUUGGGAAUGCUCAACCCAUGGGUUUUACUAAUAGACCAGAUAGUAAUGUUUGAUUUUUAUAUAACUAAUUGGCAAAACCUCAUCAUUUUGUAUGAAUGAUAACGAAUGUUGUUUUGAUAAAACCAUCAGUAACCAAAUCCAUGAAUAUUGUGUUAUUAAAAUAAUUGUAUUUAUUUUAUAACAAUAUUGUAAAAAUUUCAUAUACUUUUAUCAUGAUUAUCAGAACAAUUAUUUGUAUUACUUGUAUUAACACGUAGACUGCCAACUGUGAGACAACUCGUAGUUUGCGUUAUUGCCUAAGACGCCAACUACGAGUUGUCUUAUAAUUGGCAGUCAACAUGUUAAACUUUCAAUGAAUUUUAGAUAAUAUUCUUUUAUUACAUAAUUUUCAAUUCAGUAGUGUAAGUUACACAUACGUUAUGAAAACAUUGCUGUUAUAUGCAUAGAAGUGCAUAUAUAAAGUUAAAAACUGCCAUAGAAAUUAAUUUUCAAAGCUAUAUUCAUGGGCUUGGUUUCAUGACUUUAUCUAUUUAGUGUGUCAUAGUAAUUUAAUAUUAAAAUUUGUGAUGAAAAAAACUAUUCUUAUAAUUGAUUUUGGAUAUAUAGUUAUCUUACUUAAAUUUCACAUCCUAAUGGAAUGAAUAAUAACAUUUUAAGUGAAAAUAACACUUCCAAAAUCAAAAUCCAAGACUUUCAGAUAGAUCAUUCAUAACUGAUAGGGAAUGGAAGAGUCAUAAUAGCUUUAUCCUUCUUAAUGUGUAUGCAUAUCUGCAUAUAUAUAAAGCAAGUCAUAUGAUUAGUUAAGAUAAAUCGUAGCUUCCUUUCGUUUAAAAUAUAAAAGACUAGAAAAAAAUAUUUGAAAAAAAAGUUGGAGGGUGCAAUAACAUGUAUUUUGUUCUGACCUCAUUUUCUUUUUAAGUAUGAUAAAGCUUCAUGGUUUCACAGUUAAAAUGAGCACGAGUAAUACUUCGAGUAUGUUGUAAUUAGAUAUAAAGAAUCCAACAUAUUUUAAUCCAGAAUAAUCGUUUUUUAUACAAUGGAAUUUAAGCGGAAUUCACAUAAUAUAUUCCACAUUUUAAAAAUUAAGUUUAUAGACUAAUUAUAAAACUAAAAAUUAAAAUGUUUGUGUAUAUUUCUUUAUAUAAUAUUGUACUGUAUUGUAUUAUACAGUAUUAUAUAAUGAAAUAUUUGAUCAUUCUAAGAUUUUUACAUGUUUUAUUCAACAAAUUUUAAAUAUUUUCAUAAGCAAAAUUAUUGUACAAAUUGAUUUGUAUCAAAAAAAUAUUAAAAGAAUUCAUUCAUUGAGUACAUUGUUACAGUUAAGAUGAAAAUGAGGCCAGAAGAAAACAAAUUUAAUUGCACUAUUUAAUUUUUUCCAUUAUUGUUUUUUCUAAUAUGAAUGGCAAAGAACUAUACAAUAUUUUAGUUGUGUAGUUCAAGUUAUAUGUUCUCUCUGCCAAAUUAAUUUUAUGUAUAAUUAUACAUCUCUAUCAGUUUAUUUUUAAUUAUUAUGUUUACUACAUGAAUUUAUAUUAUGUUUACUUCUCUAUGGUAUUGUUGAAGACUUCCAACUUAUAUGAUUAAUAAUCCCUAACUGUUUUUAGUUUUAUAUUUUCACAGCCAAAUAUAGUUUUACCCCUUAACAGAUAAUUAAUUAUAAUUAUAUGUGAUAAGGCAGAGGGAAUAAGUAAAAUGUUAGGUUCUCAUAAUCUGAUUUAUAUACAAAUUUACAAACUUGUAAUAUCCAGAUUAUUCUAAUAAUAUUUACUUUAGAUUUUAUUUUAUUUAAAAUUACAUAUUUUCAUUAUAGGCUACAUACAAUUCAUUUUAUUUUAAUUUCUUUAUAUUAUAAAUUUGUAUAAUAUAUCUUUGAUCAAAUAAGCAUUUAUUUUAGACUUCACAUUGCCAAACUGUUCAAUCAUUUUCUUUUUAUACAUUCCUAUUUUUUAAUUAAUUUAUUAAAUAAAACUAAUUGUAAAAUAGAAAUAUUUAAUGAUUACUUCCGUGGUUUUUGUGUUUGUUUCCUAAAUGAAUUCAGUUCGAAUGUCAUUUUUGAAAUAAAGUACUUUGAUUUGAUUUAAUUAAAUAGUUUGAAACGCCAAGUAUUGAAAUAAGUAUUGUUCGAUAUGCCUGUUUACAAUUACAGUCGUGCAUCCGUAUUCAUCAGUAAUAUCAUCCAAGAUACAUCGUGGUUACACGAGACUUAUGAUUGAUUUUUAUGUUAUAAAUCAUGCAAUCUUUAUUAAAAUAUUUUUUCAUUCUGUAACCAUUUCCAAGUCAGUACUCCAGAGUUGAAUUUUGGAGAAUAAUUUAACUCUUUCAACUUGAAUAACCUCAAUUAAAAAAAAUACGUAUUUAUUAUUUUUGACUGGUUUAUUUUUUUAUUAUUGCUGUUUAUUAUUUUUGACAUUUCUAUACUGUUAGGAAAAAAAAAUUUAUUAUCAAUAUCAAUUUAUAAAGUGACAGUUUAACGUGAAAAUAUAUGUACAUAUGUAUCUUGGGCCACGAAAUCUUUUGAGUGCCUUUGAGGCAAGCAUGUGCAGAGAGUAAUAAAAUGGGUAGGAGUAACUACUUACAUGUGCAUGCUUGUUGUAGUAGGAAACUGCAGAGAUAUUGAUUCAACGGAUACGGGGGCACAAUUAUAUAUUUAAAAACUAAUUGUUUAUUGAUAUAUAUACCACUUAAUAAAAACACAAGUUUGAAUUAUUUAGUGAAUAUAAUUAUAUACAUACAUACAAACAUAAAAUAGAACACCGCUUAAUUUUUACCCCGUAAAAAUAUUCGGACAUUAAACAAAUUUUAAUAAUUCUACAUAGAAAUAUAUCUGUUUAUAAAAUUGUAAUAAUUUUAAUAUUUUCUUAAUUGGCCCUUCUAUGUAAUACAACAUGUAAACGUUUAGAUAGUUUAGAAACAAAAUUUUUAAACAUUCCUGUAUAAUGUGUUCCUGUUCCUGUGUUGAUUGUUAUUUUAAUUCUUCUUGUGUUUUUAUUCUACGAAUUUCUAUAAAUUCUUCAUUGGAUUUAACUCUUGAAUAGCGGAGUUGGGGUCAAUCGAGACCCAAACUUAAUAAUUUUUAAACAAAAGAGUUUCAUAUAUUGAAGGAAUAAUUUUUCGAGAAACUAAAAUUUAGAAAACGAAAAUAAUAUGAAAUACAAAAUUAAAUUAAGAUUGGGUCUCUCUAUGGUUCACCUUCUGAGAGUUAAAUUAAUUGUAGAGCAUGUUGCAACACUUUUAAACAAUUUAUAAUAAAUAUUCUUUCAAUAUUUUUAUUGUAAGAUGAAAAUAUUUAUUUUUGUCUAAAAUGCCAUCAAUAAAAUCUAAUUCGCCGU